Molecule: messenger RNA, 1239 nt
Organism: Pyricularia grisea
Lineage: Eukaryota; Fungi; Ascomycota; Sordariomycetes; Magnaporthales; Pyriculariaceae
Exons: 1
Coding region: 1-1239 (412 amino acids)
Biological process (GO): carbohydrate metabolic process
Molecular function (GO): hydrolase activity, hydrolyzing O-glycosyl compounds
Source: RefSeq, a predicted model, not a curated record
AUGACAAGACUAGCAACACUCAUAACCCUCACAAGCCUCUUGGCCGCCGUGCCUGAGACGUACGCACAAAGACACAGAAAUGGGACGGCCAGCACCGACGGCAUCACCGUCGGCUACAAUGGGACAGACGGUCUGCAUUCGCUAGCUGUCAAGGCCGGCCUUCUCUACUUCGGCACAGCCAGCGACACCAGGGAUUUCACCGACGAGCCAUACAUGGGCGUCGUCAACAACACCAACGAGUUUGGCAUGAUUGUCCCCGAGAACUCGAUGAAGUGGGAGUCCACCGAAAAGGACCCUGGCCGCUUCCUAUUCGGCAAUGCGGACCGCGUCCGCGCCCUGACCAAAGUCAACGGCCAGAUGCUCCGCUGCCACGCUCUAACUUGGCACUCGCAGCUUCCAGCCUUCGUCAAGACCACCACCUGGACUAGGGACACCCUCACCGCCGCCAUCCAGUCCCACAUCUCCAACGUGGUUGGCCACUUUGCUGGUGAUUGCUACGCCUGGGAUGUAGUAAACGAGGCCGUCAACGAAAACGGCACCUUCCGUAACUCGCCCUUUUAUCAAACCCUCGGCACCGACUUCCUCGGCAUUUCGUUCCGUGCCGCCGCCACCGCCGACCCGAACGCCAAGCUGUACUACAACGACUUCAACAUCGAAACCCCGGGGGCAAAGUCCACCGCCGUCAUGGGCAUAGUGCGCCUGCUCAAGGGGCAGGGCGUCCGCAUCGACGGUGUCGGCUUCCAGGGCCACUUGACAGUCGGCGCCACCCCCACCAGGGCCAAGCUCGCCGCGCAGCUCCAGCGCUUCGCCGACCUCGGGGUCGAAGUCAGCUUUACCGAGCUCGAUAUCAAACACCGGUCCCUGCCGGCAAGCAGCAGCGCCGCGCAGACCCAAGCACGCGACUACGUGGCCGUCGUCGGCUCGUGCCUCGACGUCACCGCCUGCGUCGGCGUCAUGGUCUGGCAGCCCACCGACAAGUACAGCUGGAUCCCGCAGACCUUCCCGGGCACGGGCGGCGCCUGCCUGUUCGACGAGAACAUGAAGCCCAAACCGGCCUACACCAGUGUGUCUAACCUCCUGGCCUCUGCUGCGACGGCGGCACCCUCGAACACCGUGCCGUCACCCAACGCUACGACUUCCCAGGCUCCUGUCCAGGCGGGAGCUGGUCGGGAGUCUGUUUCGGUCGCCGGUGUCGUGCUGGCCUUGACCUCGUUGGCUCUUGGCAUGUUUAUGCUCUGA